UAAUAACAAAGCCGAAUUUCUAUUUUGGCGUAUGAACCAAUAAGAUUUGAGAAAUGGUCGAGUCCUUCUCACCGCCUCUUAUGUACAACAUGAUCAUUCACUAUCAAACCGAUAUCUUAUCAACCGGUUUAAAAUUUAGGAUUCUCCAAUUACUUCUAACCAAAUUCAACUUUUCAAAUUUUCGAAAAUAUAAGAUACUACGAUGGCAAUUCCACAAGAUAUUUGUUUAUAGCUUGUGAAAGCGAAACAAAAAUGCUAAACCCUGCAUGGUCCGUGGGACAUAUCAAUGGUUAAGCAUGUUGACUCAAUUGUUAAGGAAUCUAAAUCCCAUAGACUCGCCAUUUAUUAUUAACUUGGCAACAUUAUAAGUUUUCUCAUUCUAUAGUCUUUUUAGUUAACAUGAGUUUAUCACGAAACAACCCAUAUAUAAUUAGUUAAUUAGUUCACGUUUGUAUAUACAUUAUUAUGUUAGAUCCAUCUCUAUUUCUAUAGUGUAAGGUACUCUAACCUUAGCCCAGUUGAUUACGAGUGUAAUUUUUUUGUUUGUGCUAAAUUUUUGGAUUUCACGAGUAAAGCUGAUGCGUCUUUUAUUCAGUUUACGGUAUUGAAAAUUUGUAAACAAAAGGAGCUAAAAAAUCGGCUAAGUUAACUUGUAGGAUAUGUAAGGUGCCUUGUUAAUGAGGAAAGAAACAUACCAUAGAAAUACAAAAAAAAAAGAGUCAACAUCAAAGACAGUAACACCAAGUACGUCUGGUCUCUAGAGUUUUCGCUUGUUCGUAAUAACCACACACCAAAUUUUCUCCUUAACUUCCACCCUCUCUCUCUCUAUAAAUGUCCACACACUACUGCCAUUAAUCAUAUGCUCACUUUCAUUCUCUAAAACAGCUGUUACUUAAUGAUCAUGUCUCUAGAGAUUCAACAAAUGGAUGAAGCAAACCGGUUAAGCGUGUGGAAUGGAUACGUAGAUUGGCGAAAUAGACCAGCGUUGCGUGGCUACCAUGGUGGUAUGCUUGCUGCCUCAUUUGUCUUGGUUGUGGAAGUUUUGGAGAACCUUGCGUUCUUGGCAAACGCGAGCAAUCUAGUAUUGUAUCUGUCAACAAAGAUGGGCUUUUCGCCGUCAGGAGCCGCAAACGCAGUAACUGCUUUCAUGGGAACGGCGUUUUUCUUGGCCCUUCUUGGUGGAUUUUUAGCAGAUGCUUUCUUCACCACUUUCCAUAUCUAUCUAGUCAGCGCCGCCAUCGAAUUCUUGGGCUUAUUGGUACUAACGGUCCAAGCACACGAGCACUCCACCGAGCCAUGGGCUCGUGUAGUUCUCUACGUGGGUCUAUACUUAGUAGCUCUCGGUGUUGGAGGUAUAAAAGGCUCGUUGCCACCUCACGGAGCGGAACAGUUUGACGAAACAACACCGACUGGGAGGAGACAAAGAUCCUUCUUCUUCAACUACUUCAUUUUUAGCCUCUCGUGCGGUGCCUUAAUAGCGGUCACGGUCGUGGUCUGGCUCGAAGACAACAAAGGCUGGUCUUAUGGGUUCGGUGUUUCCACGGCCGCGAUCUUGAUCUCGGUUCCGGUUUUCUUGGCCGGUUCCCGCUUUUAUCGCCUCAAGGUUCCUAGUGGAAGUCCCAUCACGACUAUGUUCAAGGUCUUAACCGCUGCUUUAUAUGCUACGUUUAAGAAAAGAACUUCAAGAAACGUAGUUACGUGUCAUACAAGAAACGAGUGCAACGACAAUAUUGCCAAGGGAAAUGCCGAGGGAGAUGGAUCGUUCCUCGAUGAAGCCUUGAGAGAGCGUGAAUCGUUACCUGGACCGCUCCGUUGCACGGAGGAACAAGUGAAAGACGUGAAGAUAGUCAUCAAGACUUUACCAAUUUUCAUGUCGACCAUUAUGCUUAACUGCUGUCUAGCUCAGCUCUCGACGUUCUCCAUCCAACAAGCUUCGACCAUGAACACGAAGCUCGGGUCAUUAACCGUCCCACCUGCGGCAUUACCUGUUUUCCCAGUCGUCUUCACAAUGAUCUUAGCUCCAACGUACAACCACCUCCUCCUCCCUCUCGCUAGAAAAACAACCAAAACCGAAACAGGCGUAACCCAUCUCCAGCGCAUUGGGACAGGACUCGUCCUCUCUGUAGUCGCAAUGGCGGUCGCAGCCUUGGUCGAAAUGAAACGCAAGCUCGUUGCUAAAGAGGUUACUUGCUGCUCAAGCAACAACGUAUCUUCCUCUUACUCUUCGCCGCUUCCCAUAACGUUUCUUUGGAUAGCUUUGCAAUAUGUGUUUCUUGGAUCAGCGGAUCUCUUCACUUUAGCAGGUAUGAUGGAGUUUUUCUUCACCGAAGCUCCUUCAACGAUGCGUUCCCUAGCGACCUCGCUCUCUUGGACGUCUCUUGCGAUGGGAUAUUACUUGAGCUCUGUUCUCGUCUCGGCUGUUAAUUUCGUCACGGGUUUGAACCAAAACAAUCCAUGGCUUUUGGGGAAGAAUCUGAACGAGUACCACCUCGAGAGAUUUUACUGGCUCAUGUGUGUGCUUAGUGGGAUUAAUUUCUUGCAUUAUCUCUUUUGGGCUAGGCGUUAUGCGUACCGGUCCAACCAAAACUAGCAUGUGUAUUGAGCUUGUUAUAGAGGGUACCUUGUUGUCUGUUAACUAGUAAUCCAUUAUGGCUAGGGUAUGGUUUCUUGGAGAAGAAGUUAUCAUGAUGCUAGAGUAAUUUUUACGGUCAGGAUUAUAAGUUUAAUUAGCAUUAAUCUUAUAUUGUCCAUGGAAAUGUGAUUAAUAAAAUUAUUAAGACA
Messenger RNA from Brassica rapa (field mustard), 2781 nucleotides. Its product is annotated as protein NRT1/ PTR FAMILY 4.7. Gene Ontology annotation, biological process: transmembrane transport. Gene Ontology annotation, cellular component: membrane. NCBI's taxonomy places the organism in Eukaryota, Viridiplantae, Streptophyta, Magnoliopsida, Brassicales, Brassicaceae. The record is from RefSeq and is a predicted model, not a curated record. Gene Ontology annotation, molecular function: transmembrane transporter activity.